GCCACCCAUGUUUCGACUUUAUAACAUUGGCGCUGGCUCGAAGCUGGGGAGAUCCGCACGUUAGCAUGGGUUAGCAGACGCACCACGUGUUCCUUCAGCGGAUCGGAUACUCAGCGCGUAGCACUUUUAAAACUCAACAUCUCACAGCACUGCGAUCGGAACCAGAACUUCGCCUCAAAACACUAACAAGAGACACAAACAUAAACCCGCCGUCACAGAAGACACCUGCAUGCUGGAUAAAGAUGCGUGGCUCAGUGACAGGAUGUGUGCUGCUGAUAUGCGUUGUUGCUCUUCUGGCCGAACAGGCUGAAGGACACAUCGCAUUUUUCAGCCCCAAGGAGAUGAGAGAGCUCAGGGAAAAGGAGGGGAGGAAGGACGCUGAUUCACGAGCAGAAGGGCUUUUAGUGGAUGAAACGUCUCCAGAAGAGGAUGGAGGAGAGUCAGCGGGCCAGCCUGUAGAAAUAGGGCUGAAGCUCACUGCUAAAAAGAGCCAUAUUGGGUCUGCUUUCGGUAAGAUGCUGCAAAACAUCGUAGAAGAGCCAGACAACGCGAAUUAAAGGUGGCAUUUAUAUCUGCAUUCCAUGACAAUUGCAGUCUGAUGAUUCACCUCAACUGCAAGCACAAAGCCUUUGUCUGAGAAUGUAAACAUGUAAAAAGAAUCACAAUAAAAUGAAUUUGCAUGUAAA
Molecule: messenger RNA, 686 nt
Organism: Danio rerio (zebrafish)
Lineage: Eukaryota; Metazoa; Chordata; Actinopteri; Cypriniformes; Danionidae
Source: RefSeq, a predicted model, not a curated record